GUGCUCAAUAAGCCAUUAUAAGAAUUCUCUGCACCAGAGAAAAUCUCAAAUUUCAUUGCAUAAGCAAAUGGGGAGUUAUCUAUCUUGUGCUUCUUAUUCUUCCGUUGUGCCAUAUAACACUGUUAAAGUUCUGGCUUUUAAUGGUGGUCUGCAAGAAUUUCAUACAGAGAUGAAGGUUGCAGAGAUUAUGCUGGAGAAUCCUCAGCAUUUUGUGUGUCACUCAGAUUCUCUGGAGGUUGGCCGGCGAAUAAAUGCUCUGUCAGCAGAUAAUGAUUUGGAACUCGGGCAUCUGUAUUUGGUUCUACCAAUGUCUAAAUUGCAGAGGGUGCUUUCUGGUUCAGAAAUGGCUUCCAUUGCAUUCAGGGCUAACUCUGCCAUGAAAAAAAGCUCUAAGAGUGUUGUGAAGACUCUUCCAGGGCUUGUGGGUGUAAAACCUCUUGUUAAUGGAGGAGGAAUGUGCCUGCAAGACAAUGAUCAUUUGGGUGGAGAAUUUCAUUAUGGACCCAAUGAUCUAAUAAAAACUGAAGAGGUGCCAAAGUUGAACAUGGAAGAUCUCUCUGAUUUGCAGAUGGGUUUGGUAAAAUAUAUUAGAUUACGCAGUUGCAGGUCUUGGAAGCCAAGAUUAGAAACCAUUAGAGAAGCUGAAAGCCUCGGGGUAUGACAAAGAUUCUUUUCUACAAGAUGUAAGAUAAGGAAUAAAAAUUUGGUGAAAAGGAAUCUUAUAUUAGAGAUGAUGAUAACUAAUAGUUAAAAUAAAAGAAAUUUCGAAAAAACUGUGCAUUUUAUCUGUAAUCAUUAUUUAAGAUUAUGAUUAAGAUAAGAGAUUUAAGA
Molecule: messenger RNA, 831 nt
Organism: Cryptomeria japonica (Japanese cedar)
Lineage: Eukaryota; Viridiplantae; Streptophyta; Pinopsida; Cupressales; Cupressaceae
Exons: 1
Coding region: 68-661 (197 amino acids)
Source: RefSeq, a predicted model, not a curated record